Messenger RNA from Zootoca vivipara (common lizard), 1242 nucleotides. It is a transcript of the gene C2H3orf62, whose product is annotated as chromosome 2 C3orf62 homolog. The record is from RefSeq and is a predicted model, not a curated record. Lineage: Eukaryota; Metazoa; Chordata; Lepidosauria; Squamata; Lacertidae.
UCCUUUCAGGUGAGAUGUCAGAAAAGCUGAACAGAUGCCGUAAGGAGCUAACUGCAGCUAUUGACAGAGCAAUGGAAGACCUCUUUGUUCCUUUCCCCCCCUCCCCAGAUUCCACCACUGAUCAGAACUUUGACUUGCAGACAGCACGGCCCUCUUCACCCCUAAAUGCAGAUCUCUUUAGUCACAAGGGAGAACUUGCUCUUUCAACUGUGUAUUGCCCCCAGUCAUCUUUACCAGUCUCUUCCAUUCCUGAAAAGGAGAAUCCCCUCUUCAGGCCAAACCUAAUUCCAGUGACUACCGCUUCCAACAUUCCAUGUACAAAACGGGAACCCUUGACAAGCAAGGAAAACACAUGGCUACAUCCUCCCAUCUUCAUGGCUGACCGGCAGUUUUUUAUCAGCCCAGAAGACAGUGAGAGAUGGAAGAAAGGACACCUAAGCAAAACUGAUGAAAGGCCUGUGAAGUCAGAAGCAAGUAUAAGUGCCACUGAUGUCCCUCCACAGAGCCUGAAAGAUCUUGCCAAUAUGAGUGAUAACCCAGCUAUUUGGCCAUCAGAGAGGAUGCACAGGAAAACUGACUUUGAGAAUGAACUUCAGCAGAUGUCUAGGCUCUCAAGUGAACUGUUUCCUCUAGAUGAGGCCUCAGCCCUGGAUCCGAGUGCACAGAUCGGUUUCAGAAAGGUCCUGGAGCAUACCUUAGAGGAUGAAGCAAUUAUUGAAACACUGCUGGAUAUGGAAGAGGAUUACAAACCAAACAGCUCCACCUUGCAGCAGCUGCAGUAGAAAGGCUGGUGUGAGGUGUGAGCUAUUUAAAAUUUGAUAAUUAAUGCUUCUGAACCAUGGAAACUUAGGCAAAUAAUCCUUUCUGUUGCACUAUUAAAGUGAUUUACAAUAGUGUGGCGUUAUAGUGUUUUCCCCAGAGGCUAAUGAACACUGAACAUUGUCUAGGCCUGGAUCAGAAGAUACUGCCCUUACGAUAUUGUCUUCCUGUCUUUCGAGGAACAACUUAUCCAUAAUGUGUGUGACAAGGGGUAACUGAUUAUAUAGUCUUGGUACCCCACUACAUUUGUCAAGCAAUGGGAUGGUACAAAUCCAACUAUUAUAGCAAAACUGCCUUAAAGUUCAAGCUUUUAGCUGCCUUAUAUUGUAAAGCUAUUCAAGAAAGAAUGCUUGCAAAGACAGGAUGGGAUAUUGUGAACAUGAUUUUAGAAGUAAGUAACUACGAAGUGAACAUUUAAAGUUA